Molecule: messenger RNA, 4344 nt
Organism: Aspergillus bombycis
Lineage: Eukaryota; Fungi; Ascomycota; Eurotiomycetes; Eurotiales; Aspergillaceae
Product: DNA-directed RNA polymerase III core subunit RPO31
Exons: 2
Coding region: 1-4344 (1447 amino acids)
Biological process (GO): DNA-templated transcription
Molecular function (GO): DNA-directed RNA polymerase activity; DNA binding
Source: RefSeq, a predicted model, not a curated record
AUGCAGCCUCCGGAAGGUGUGCAGGUCGAUCUGGGCAAGGCCCAGGUCAUUGACCGUGCCCCAAAAGUUAUCAAGGAAUUGAAAUUUGGUGUUCUGUCAAACGAUGAUAUUGUCAGCCAAGGCGUAGUCGAGGUUUCCGACCGGAAGUUUUUUGACCUCGACCGUGAUAGAUCGGUCGUUGCCCAUGGCCCCCUCGAUUCGCGCAUGGGUGUAUCGAGCAAAACCGCAUCAUGUCAAACGUGCGGCGGUGCCCUUCAAGUUUGUAACGGCCAUUUCGGCCACGUGAAACUCGUCCUGCCCUCGUUCCAUGUAGGGUAUUUCAAACGUGUCAUCACCAUCUUGCAGGAGAUUUGCAAAGAAUGUUCGCACAUUUUGCUCCCGGAAGGAGAACGCCGUGCUUAUCUCCGUGAAAUGAGACGCCCGGGCUUGGAUAAUUUGAGAAGGUUGCAAAUAGCGAAGCGCAUCAACGAGCGAUGCCGUAAGACUCGGAACUGUGAUGUGUGUGGUGCAGUCAACGGUGUAGUCAAGAAGGCUGGAACAAGCGCGCUCAAAAUCACGCACGAUAAAUUCCGUGCCUUCAAUGCCUCUACCUCUAUGAAGAAAAUUCCCCCACCUAGCAAGAUUGUUUUCGACCGAUCGUUCGAGGAAGCUAGGAGCCAUAAUGCGGAAGUUGAAAAACAUUACAAAAAAGCGCAGGAUGAUAUGAAUGCUUUGCGUGUUCUAAACCUCUUCAAGAGAAUUUCCGAUACCGACUGUGAACUAUUGGGAUUGGACCCAAAGGAAGCCAGACCCGAAAUGUUUCUCUGGCAGUAUAUUCCUGCGCCCCCUGUGUGUAUCCGUCCUUCUGUAGGCCAGGACGCAUCCUCCACCGAGGACGAUCUAACUGCCAAGUUGGGUGACAUUGUCCAGAGUAACAUCAAUCUUAAGAACGCAUUGCUCAAGGGUGCUCCCGUUCAGACUAUCAUGGAAUGCUGGGACUACAUGCAGCUUCAGAUUGCAGUCUAUAUCAAUAGUGACGUUCCUGGCUUGAACAAGGCAGACUUGGGAAAGCCCAUACGAGGUUUCGUGCAACGACUGAAAGGAAAACAGGGUCGAUUCCGUGGUAAUUUAUCUGGAAAGCGUGUCGAUUUCUCUGGCCGAACUGUCAUUUCGCCUGAUCCAAAUUUGCGAGUCGAUGAAGUCGCUGUUCCCGAACUAGUGGCGAAGAAUAUGACUUAUCCUGAGGUGGUCACACGGUACAACAAGGAGAAGCUGCAGCAGCGAGUUCGGAACGGAACCAAAAAGUGGCCAGGAGCAAACUACCUUGUCAAAAAGGGCUCCACCUUCAAGACUUUCCUCAAGUACGGUAGUCUCAACAUGAUUGCCGAUCAGCUGCAGGAGGGAGACGUUGUCGAACGCCAUAUUGAGGACGGUGACAUCGUGCUUUUCAACCGCCAGCCCUCUCUCCACAAGCUCAGUAUUCUUUCCCAUUUUGCCAAGGUCCGCCCUCACAGAACUUUCCGGUUGAACGAGUGUGUCUGUAACCCAUACAAUGCCGAUUUCGACGGAGACGAGAUGAAUUUGCACGUACCUCAGACUGAAGAAGCGAGAGCCGAAGCUAUGGAGUUGAUGGGCGUCAAGAACAACUUGGCAACGCCCAAGAACGGUGAACCCAUUAUUUCUGCCAUCCAAGAUUUCAUCAGUGCUGCAUACAUCUUGAGCAGUAAGGAUAACUUCUUCGAUCGCCGCUCGUUCACGCAAGUAUGCCUUUACAUGCUUGGCCCGGAAACUCGUUUCGACCUUCCCCCACCCGCAGUGCUCAAGCCACAGAUGCUUUGGACUGGAAAGCAGGUUUUCAAUAUUCUCAUGCGUCCCAACAAGGACGACCCUGUGAUGGUCAACUUGGAUGCUGCAUGCAGAGAAUACAAGCCCCCCAAGGAUGGCCGCCCGAAAGAUCUGGACCCGAAAGACGGAUGGCUUGUCAUUCGUAAUUCGGAGGUCAUGUGUGGUGUGAUGGACAAAGCUACUAUUGGUUCAGGAAAGAAGGACAAUGUCUUUUAUGUCAUGCUGAGAGAUUUCGGCCCUCCAGCAGCAGCAGAGGGCAUGAAUCGCUUGUCGAGGUUAUCCGCGCGUUGGUUCACGAACAUGGGUUUCUCCAUCGGUAUCACAGACGUCUACCCAAGCGAGAAGCUGCUACAGUCGAAGCACGACUUGGUCGAGACAGCAUAUGCUCAAUGUGACCAGGUAAUUGCCCAGUAUAAGGCGGGUACCCUGGAGACGUUCCCUGGAUGUGACGAGUUGCAAACUAUGGAGAAUAAGAUUUCCGGUAUUCUCAGUAAGGUCCGACAGCAGGCCGGUGACGAAUGUAUCGCCCAGCUCAGCAAGUACAAUUCUCCUUUGAUCAUGGCUACGUCUGGAUCCAAGGGUUCAAGUAUCAACGUGUCUCAGAUGGUUGCUCUCGUCGGUCAGCAGAUUAUUGGUGGUCAGCGUGUGCAGGACGGUUUCCAAGAUAGAACACUGCCUCAUUUCCCGAAGAAUGCUCGCCAACCGCCUUCGAAGGGUUUCGUGCGCAAUAGUUUCUUCUCUGGGUUAGAGCCUUAUGAGUUCAUUUUCCACGCCAUGUCCGGUCGUGAAGGUCUGGUCGAUACGGCUGUCAAAACCGCCGAGACUGGUUACAUGUCGCGUCGUUUGAUGAAGUCCUUGGAAGAUCUCUCUUCGCGGUACGAUGAUACUGUGCGGAACUCUUCCGGUCAUAUCGUUCAGUUCCAGUAUGGUGAUGACAAGCUGGACCCCGUGGAUAUGGAGGGCAAGGCUAAGCCUGUUCAUUUCGAUCGGACGUUCAUUCACUCUGAAGCGACCACCUAUGAUAAUGACGAGCGCAGUUUGCAGCCUGCAGAGAUCAUGGAAGUGUGUGAGGAGAUGCUCUCAAAGGAGCGUGCUAAAUUGGUCCGGAAAGACUUGCUCGAGGUGGAACUUGGCUACAUGGACAGGUCUAACCACGGCGUUGACCAAUUCGAAAGUGCACGCGACUUCCUCGAGUCUAUUCAGCAAUAUGUUUCCGGAAAAGCAGACAAACUGAUCUCCCGAGGCGGUGAUAUUGAUCCUUCGGAUGAAAGGAGUAAGCAGGGCUUGAAUCAUACAGGCAAGUUGACCGAGACGACGCUCAGGACCUUCAUCUCUGCAUGUUUGAUGAAGUAUAAGAAGGCCCAAGUUGAACCCGGUCACGCCGUGGGUGCUGUUGGUGCGCAAUCUAUUGGUGAACCCGGUACACAGAUGACGCUGAAGACUUUCCAUUUUGCUGGUGUCGCGGGUAUGAGUAUCACUCAGGGUGUUCCUCGUAUUAAGGAAAUCAUCAACGCCUCGAAGGAAAUCAGUACGCCGGUCGUGUCCUGUGAACUGGUAACCAAGGACAAUGUCAUUGCGGCUCGGAUUGUGAAGGGACGUAUUGAGAAGACAUAUCUCAGGGAUAUCACCCACUAUGUCCGAGAGACCUGGACUGGCAAAGAGGCAUACAUCACGGUCAAGAUUAAUUGGAAGACCAUCCAAGACCUGGCACUCGAAUUGAAGAUCCAGGAUAUCCUCGCUGCCAUCAAGAGCCACAGACGCUUCAAGUCCGAUGACCUGAAGUUCCGUUGCCAGCGGUCACAUAUCCAUAUCCAUAUGGAUGUAGAUCCUGCUAGCAAGCUCGGCCUUUCGAAGACGGAAAUUGCCGCGACGAGUGCCGAUCCUUUCCUGCGUUUGAAGCAUCUCAAGCGUCUACUUCCCGACAUCCAGGUUCUUGGUCACCCUCAAGCCUACCGUGCGAUCAUUCGGACGGAUGACACGUCGACUACCAACACCCUUCUUGUCGAAGGUUAUGGUCUUCGGGCAUGUAUGAACACGAUUGGUGUUGACGGCCUUCACACGUCUACCAAUAACGUGAUGGAAAUGCGCGAGGUCCUUGGUAUUGAAGCCGCCCGGACGACCAUUGUUCGUGAAAUCAGUGAGGUGAUGAAGGACAUGGACAUUGAUCCUCGACACAUGCAGCUUCUCGCUGAUGUCAUGACCUACAAGGGUGAAGUCCUGGGUAUUACCCGGUUCGGUCUUGCUAAGAUGCGUGACUCUGUCCUUCAACUGGCCUCCUUCGAGAAGACCGCGGACCAUCUGUUCGACGCCGGUGGAGCAGGCCGUACCGACCUCGUUGAGGGUGUGUCGGAGUGUAUUAUCAUGGGCAAAACCGUGUCUCUAGGAACCGGUGCCAUGGAAGUGGUCCGUCGGAUGAAUUUCUUCGAAGGCCAGAUCGGAGCCAGGAAGACCACAUUUGAAGACACCUGGAACAACGUCUGCGAAGCCCCUCUCAAAUCGAAGAAGAGAGCUCGGACGUGA